CCCUCUGCCCCGCGGCAGGGGCAGCCGGGCGGGCCGGGGAGAAGGAGCGACGCACGCCGAGCUCGGGAGGCGGCUGCGGGGAGCGGAUCCCUGUCCCGGCCACUGUGGGAGGCGGGGGCCCAGCGAGGAAGGCGAGGAUAAAUGGGUGUGUAUGACUUUUCCCCUGAUCUAAAGUGGUUCCAUGUCUUGUUUGGACUGCUCCUGUAUUCUGCGUACACCAAUUGAAUCAAUCAGACCAGAAGAGCUAUCACAGAGCAGCAUCCAUGAAUGCCUGGCUGAUUCUGAUCUAGCCUGGAUUCCCCCAUCUACAGGGAAGAAUGAAAUGGUAUUUUGCUCCUCUAAUGUCUCUCAUUAUGAACUCCAGCUGGAAAUAGGAAGGAGGUUCAACAAUUUAACUUCAGUGUACCUUGCACGGCAUACACCUACAGACAGGCAAGUUGCUGUAAGGAUCACAGACCUUGAAAACUGCUCUGAAGAGCACUUGAAAGCCUUACAGAAUGAGGUGGUUUUAUCACACUUUUUCCAGCAUCCCAACAUAAUGACAUUUUGGACAGUGUUUACAGCUGGAAGCUGGCUUUGGGUCAUCUCCCCAUUCAUGGCCUAUGGUUCAGCUAGACACCUGCUGAAGACUUACUUUCCUGAAGGAAUGAGUGAAGCUUUGAUAGGAAACAUUCUGUUUGGUGCAAUCAGAGGAUUAAAUUAUAUGCACCAGAAUGGAUAUAUUCACAGGAAUAUUAAAGCUAGCCACAUUCUGAUUUCAGAGGAUGGGCUGGUUUCUCUCUCUGGCUUAAACAACCUCUACAGUUUAGUUAGCAAUGGACAGAAGUCAAAGGUGGUGUAUGAUUUCCCCCAGUUUAGUACAUCUGUGCUUCCUUGGCUGAGUCCUGAACUACUGAGACAGGAUUUGUCUGGCUAUAACAUGAAGUCUGACAUUUACAGUGUGGGAAUUACAGCAUGUGAAUUAGCCAAUGGACAUGUUCCAUUUCAAGAUAUGCCUCGCACUCAGAUGCUGCUGCAAAAGCUGAAAGGUCCCACCUACUAUCCUUGGGAUAUAAAUACCUUUCCUCGAGGGGAAUCAAGGAUGAAGAAUUCCCGAUCAGGUGUUGAUUCUGGAAUUGGUGAGAGCAUGACACGCACAAUGACCAGUGAAAGACUUCAAAUGCCCUUUUCCAAAACAUUUUCACCUGCUUUCCACAACUUGGUAGAACUUUGCUUGCAACAGGACCCUGAGAAAAGGCCAUCAGCAAGCAGUUUGCUUUCGCAUACGUUCUUCAAACAGAUAAAGGAACAAACACAGAAUUCACUACUGUCCCUAUUACCACCUCCUAUUCAAAAUAACAGAUCAGAGUUCUUGGCACUGCCUUCAACAGCAGUUGGGACUGAACUUGGACAUAUUGCUACAAAUCAAGAUGAUACAGACUGGGAAUUCUAAAUAAAUACCAAUGAUACCUCUCCAGUGUUUCAGAGAAGGAAAAUGUGAUUUGUAUUUGCUGCUUUUGUAUGAUUAAAAUACAGUUAGACCAAGUAUACUUGAAAUGACAUGAAGUGCUAUAAUUCAUUAACUUCCUCUUGGCAUCACAAAAUGCAGUGUGCCUCACUCUCUGUAAGGAAAACUGUGUAUAAAGAAUGGCUGAAUCUCACCUUUCUCUUUCAAAGUCUUCCUUAACAAGAGAGUCCCUGCUGUAAUCUUACUCUGUACUGUAUUAUCAGCUCAUAGUGCUGCAGUCCACAUGCCUUUCUGAAUUCAGGCCUGGGGUUUGGCUGUGAUCUUACCUAAACAUCUAUUUGUCUUUUCAUUAUCACCCAAAUCAUUUUAAUAAGGAGAAAUCCUCCACUUCCAAGUUGAAAUGUGAAACUGCACAGAUUACUUGCUUAUGUAAAUAAAUGUUUCUCUCUCAAAAGACAUUUUUCUCACUUGACAUGCUGUCAUAUUUGUCAAAAGUUAGCUAUUAAUAAUUUUUCAUGCAGUUUUAAUACUGUGUUUUUCCCAGAGAAGUUAACCUUCUUGGAAGUAGGACUCCUGCUCUUGCGUCUGUUCACAUUCUUAGUACAAAUCUGGGCUUUUGCACCUCUGUUUAUUGUUGUAUCAUUUUAGCAGUUAAUCUGAGGAUAGUUUUGAGGACAAAGUAAUUUGGCUUUCCUUCCUAAAUGCAUAUUUAUUAAUAUUUGACCCAGAUGCUGGUGGCAUGGCAAUGCACACAUUUCUCUACAUUGCUUCUCUUUUGACUUUCAGUCAGGAUAUUUUUUUGGCAAUUUUUCUUUUUCCUUAUGCUGGACUUGUAAAAUGACACAUUUUGGGUAGUUUGGUGAACCAUGGCCUACAAAGGUGCUCUGCUUGAAUAUCAGCAUCACAAGCAUUUAAAAUGGAAGAAUUUUACUGUUCCAGUCUUCGUUCGUACUCUUACUGUGAGACUUUUUAACAGUUUCAAAUUUAUAGAAAUUUCUUUUUAAUUUUUUUUUUCAAAAGUGGUUAUCGGUUUGUUUGUUUUGGGAUUUUUUGGGGGGUUGUUUUGAGUUUUGUUUUUGGGGUGAGAAGGGGUGGAGAGUACCCUAAAGUACAUUAAUCUGUUUAUUUUGUUUAUUUUCACUGUGGCGAUUAACUAUUACAUCUAGCAGUGCGUAUGGAUGUUUAUCCACGAGAAGAUCUUGCUUUUUGUCUCUGUA
Messenger RNA from Taeniopygia guttata (zebra finch), 2664 nucleotides. It is a transcript of the gene STRADB, whose product is annotated as STE20 related adaptor beta. Gene Ontology annotation, molecular function: ATP binding; protein serine/threonine kinase activator activity; protein kinase activity. Gene Ontology annotation, biological process: activation of protein kinase activity; protein export from nucleus; protein phosphorylation. Gene Ontology annotation, cellular component: serine/threonine protein kinase complex. NCBI's taxonomy places the organism in Eukaryota, Metazoa, Chordata, Aves, Passeriformes, Estrildidae. The record is from RefSeq and is a predicted model, not a curated record.